Messenger RNA from Purpureocillium lilacinum, 4719 nucleotides. The record is from RefSeq and is a predicted model, not a curated record. Lineage: Eukaryota; Fungi; Ascomycota; Sordariomycetes; Hypocreales; Ophiocordycipitaceae.
AUGGCCACUCCGUGGAGAUUUAGCAUUGGCGGGGCGGGCAAACGGGGUGCGACGGUUGCCGUGGCUGUCGUGCUGCUUGCUACCGCGCUCCAUCCCCUCAUCGUCAAGCUCCGUCGACGCAAGAACAGCCCGCGCUCUGGGACGCUCAAAGUUCUGUCGGACCCAUAUGGUGCCAAGUUCGAGAUCGUUGCCGUCCAUGGCCUCGGCGCCGAUCCGGAGCACACGUGGACUCACGCCGCCCCAACCGCCUCGGUCGGUGGAUGCCAAGAGGCCACAGCGACCGAGUAUGGGCCUGCACACAAUCCGAGGAUUCACCUACUUCGAGAUUUACUUGGUCCGGACUUCCCAGAGGCCAGAAUCCUGAGUUUUGAGCACAACUCCAACUGGUUGACGGAUGCGCCCGUCAAGACGUCCGACGAGAUCGGCAACAGCCUGCUACGAGAGAUAAAGGAUAAGCGAUCACAUCUCCCCAUCAUCUUUAUUGGACACAGUUUAGGUGGUAUUAUCAUCAAGCAGGCUUUAUGUGCGCAAGAUUCCGAAGAGGUCGUUAGUGAUACCUCUGGUAUCGUCUUCCUGGGCACUCCUCAUCUUGGUUCGUCUGUGUCGUUUGCCGGUGCCGUCUUGGCCUUCGUCACUGGAGUCCUGGGAUCCGACGCGACGCUGCUCCUGUCUCUGAAGAGUCAUGACGGCCAACUCAGCAACCUCGCGGCCAGGUUUCGGUCAUGCGUGGCCCCAAAUGAAAACCGAGGGCGGAGGGUUCAGAUCAUCUCCUUCUACGAGACGAAGUCCAUGUAUUUGCUGGGAUGGCUAUCGAUAGGCCGGGUGGUGCCGCGGUACUCAGCAGUAGUCGACGCGGACCCGAACGAAGAGCACGGUAUCGACACCGAUCAUUCCGGGCUUAAUAAAUGUGCGGGACGGGAUGAUACGCUGUACCAGAUUCUGAAGGACGCGAUAGGCCGCCUGAGGGCCCCAUCCCGACUCGAGCAAGCCGACAAACUUAUUCUCGACGAAUACUACACGGAAGACAGGCUCCAGAUUGACCGACUCUCGGGCGUCCGGUUGCCGAUGGAUCAGUGCUAUAUAAACCUAGCCAUCGUGGAGCAGGCUGACCAGGACGCGGGCCACUCAAAUGAAGAAGGCACAGCGCUCUCACAGCAUACUCUGCUCUCUCGACAGAAGAUUGAGGUGCCCGACAACACGAAGAUGGUCGAUUUAGCGACCAUCUUCAGCCAUCGCAAAGGACGCAACGGUGGCAUGAUCGAACCAAAGCGUAUCUUGAUCCGCGGGCGCGCGGGAGUUGGCAAGACAACCUUGUGCAAAAAGAUUGUCCACGAGUUUACCCGAGGCACAUGGAAUGAAUGGAGCAGGCUGUUCGACCGCGUGCUUUGGGUGCCGUUGCGGAGGCUGAAAGGAAAAGAUGGACCGUACAACCUCGGCAAGCUGUUUCACGACGAGUAUUUCUCGCAUCUCAAGGACAAAGACGGACAACGUCUCGCACACGCCCUGUUGGACGCCGUGUUGGACGCAACGCCCCGACAUGGAGGCAGAACGCUAUUUGUUUUAGAUGGCCUAGAUGAAGUAUCUGGGGAAUGGAACCGCGACGACGACAUGUCCCGCUUCCUCAAGCUCCUUUUAGGUCAGCAAAACGUCAUUAUUACCUCGCGGCCGAAUGCCAGCCUUCCAGCCGACAUCCCUAGUCUCGAUCUCGAAUUGGAAACGAUCGGAUUCUACCCAGACCAGGUGAAAGCCUACCUCGACGCCGACCCCAAAAUAAAGCAAAUGGCCGAUGCGGUCCAGUCCUUCCUUCAAAAACAUUGGCUCAUUCAAGGUCUUGUGCGCAUUCCAAUCCAACUGGAUGCGCUUUGCUACACCUGGGAAGACUUGGAUCCGAAAGCCGUGCCAGACACUAUGACUGGCAUAUACACAGCUAUCGUGCAGAAGUUGUGGAAGAAAGAUGCCGUGCGAUUGGGCAAGAUGUCUGAGGCGCAAGCCCAAACGGCCCGACCAGCCGAGAUCGAGCGCUGUGUUAACACCGAGAUUGCGCUUCUUGAAUGCCUUUCAUUUAACGGCCUGUACGACGACGUAAUAGGCUUCACGCCUGCGCAUCGAGACAAGAUAGUCGAGAGGUUCAAUUUGGAUUUGCCACUCGAUGAGACACUCGCGAGACUGUCGUUCCUGCGGACGACGGACCCAUCAUCAAGACUUGACGACCGAACGUACCACUUUCUACACCUGACCUUUCAGGAGUACUUUGCGGCGCGAUAUUUCGUACAACAGUGGAGGGAUGGCGAACAUCGCAAACCGCUCGACUUUAUCUUCAAGAGGCCAAAAGGCGACGAGGCAAAUUUACCAACAGACCCCGCCGAAUUUCUUCGAAGGUAUAAAUAUUCAGCACUCUACGACGUUUUUUGGCGUUUCGUGGCCGGCCUGCUCGAAGCCGAAGGAGAAAAGCAGAUUGUCGGCUUUUUCCACACAAUCGAAAAGGAGCCGUUUGAUCUUUUGGGUCCGACACAUCAGCGGCUGGUCAUGCAUUGCUUGAGCGAAGUGACAGAGUUGCCAAAUCGAUCGAGCCUAGACGCAAGGCUGUCGCAAUGGCUGCUCUUCGAAUGUGAUUUGACGGGAACCUCAUCCUUGGCGACGGAAUCGGAGCUUCCAGACCGAGCCCUGCAGGAUGCACUGACACGUAAUUCCGGCAGCGGAAGGGUGGAAAUUCUGACAGCCCUAGGUCGUUCUGGCAGACACUUAUCAGAGACAACGGUGGCGGCGCUGGCGACGCUGCUCAAAGACGAGGACCGGCACGUUCGCUCCGGCGCCGCCGAGGCCUUGGGAGGCCAGUCGAACCUACCAGAGGGGACGCUGGCGGCGCUGGCGGCGCUGCUCAAGGACGAGGACGGGCACGUUCGCUCCGCCGCCGCCGACGCCUUGGGACGCCGGUCGAACCUGCCAGAGGGGACGCUGGCGGCACUGGUGGCGCUGCUCAAGGACGAGGACCGGCACGUUCGCUCCCGCGCCGCCGAGGCCUUGGGACGCCAGUCGAACCUACCAGAGAAGACGCUGGCGGCACUGGCGGCGCUGCUCAAGGACGAGGGCCGGGACGUUCGCUCCCGCGCCGCCGUUGCCUUGGGACGCCAGUCGAACCUACCAGAGAGGACGCUGGCGGCACUGGCGGCGCUGCUCAAGGACGAGGGCCGGGACGUUCGCUCCCGCGCCGCCCUGGCCUUGGGAGGCCAGUCGAACCUACCAGAGGGGACGCUGGCGGCACUGGCGACGCUGCUCAAGGACGAGGACCGGUACGUUCGCUCCGGCGCCGCCGAGGCCUUGGGAGGCCAGUCGAACCUACCAGAGGGGACGCUGGCGGCACUGGUGGCGCUGCUCAAGGACGAGGACCGGCACGUUCGCUCCGGCGCCGCCGAGGCCUUGGGACGCCGGUCGAACCUACCAGAGAAGACGCUGGCGGCCCUGGCGGCGCUGCUCAAGAACGAGGACGGGGACGUUCGCGCCCGCGCCGCCGUGGCCUUGGGAGGCCAGUCGAACCUACCAGAGGGGACGCUGGCGGCACUGGCGACGCUGCUCAAGGACGAGGACCGGUACGUUCGCUCCCGCGCCGCCCUGACCUUGGGAGGCCAGUCGAACCUACCAGAGGGGACGCUGGCGGCACUGGCGGCGCUGCUCAAGGACGAGCACUGGCACGUUCGCGCCGCCGCCGCCGUGGCCUUGGGAGGCCAGUCGAUCCUACCAGAGGGGACGCUGGCGGCACUGGCGGCGCUGCUCAAGGACGAGGACCGGCACGUUCGCUCCGGCGCCGCCGUGGCCUUGGGACGCCGGUCGAACCUGCCAGAGGGGACGCUGGCGACACUGGUGGCGCUGCUCAAGGACGAGGACCGGCACGUUCGCUCCUGCGCCGCCAACGCCUUGGGAGGCCAGUCGAACCUACCAGAGGGGACGCUGGCGGCACUGGUGGCGCUGCUCAAGGACGAGGACGGGGACGUUCGCUCCCGCGCCGCCGAGGCCUUGGGAGGCCAGUCGAUCCUGCCAGAGGGGACGCUGGCGGCGCUGGCGGCGCUGCUCAAGGACGAGGACCGGCACGUUCGCUCCGGCGCCGCCCUGACCUUAGGAGGCCAGUCGAACCUGCCGGAGGGGACGCUGGCGGCACUGGUGGCGCUGCUCCAGGACGAGCACGACGACGUUUGCUCCCGCGCCGCCGUUGCCUUGGGACGCCAGUCGAACCUACCAGAGAGGACGCUGGCGGCACUGGCCGCGCUGCUCAAGGACGAGGACGGGGACGUUCGCUACAACGCCGCCGAGGCCUUAGGAGGCCAGUCGAACCUACCAGAGGGGACGCUGGCGGCACUGGUGGCGCUGCUCAAGGACGAGGACGGACACGUUCGCUCCCGCGCCGCCGAGGCCUUGGGACGCCAGUCGAACCUACCAGAGGGGACGCUGGCGGCACUGGCGGCGCUGCUCAAGGACGAGGACCGGUACGUUCGCUCCCGCGCCGCCCUGACCUUGGGAGGCCAGUCGAACCUACCUGAGGGGACGCUGGCGGCACUGGCGGCGCUGCUCAAGGACGAGGACCGGCACGUUCGCUCCCGUGUUGCGAGGACUUUAUCACGCCAGUCGAACCUUUUCGACGCAGUCCUCAAGGCUAUCGGCCUACUGCUGGAGUCUGAAAGACAGGUGCUCCACAACUCGCGGGUGUCAACACUAACGCUGUCCUAA